CACCGUUAGAACGAGGGGCGGGGCCUGGAUGUGUCAUUCAAACAACUGCAAACUUCUAAAUACGAUGGCAGAAAGCGAACAACCUGCACUUUUCACUAAAGUUACGGUUUAUUCUCUACUCGCGUGUGCGGCUCAGUUUGCUGUCGGGUUUGUUUUUGCGCAAAAAUGGGGUAACAAAUGCUCAGCUGUUGAUCGGUGGGUGCUCGUGUGGUUGUUUUACGACGCAAUUGUUCAUUUUACUCUGGAGGGACCCUUCGUCUACAUGUCACUUGUUGGAAACGUGGCGACUUCUGACGGUGUAUUGGCAGAGCUAUGGAAAGAGUAUGGCAAGGCAGAUGAGCGCUGGUUGUACUCCGACCCAACAAUAGUGUCUCUGGAGCUUCUGACCGUGGUUUUAGAUGGUUUUUUGGCCUUGCUUCUAGUCUAUGCCAUCAUCAAAGACAAGCACUACAGGCACUUCGUUCAGAUCACACUGUGUGUGUGCGAGUUGUACGGGGGCUGGAUGACCUUCUGUCCGGACUGGCUAGUCGGAAGCCCUAGCCUGAACACCAGCAACUGGCUGUACCUGUGGGUCUACCUGGCGUUUUUCAAUGGGAUCUGGGUGCUGGUGCCUGGACUCCUCCUCUGGCAGUCAUGGAGGGAUUUAAGAGGAAUGCAUCAGUAUCCAAAGAAGAAGAACAGAUAGAUUCAGAGGAACUGUGGUCGUUAGUAAUCAGCCAUAUGAUUGCCGUAAUUAGCCUUUCACAAUGAACAGAAUGAGAUGUGGAGAGAAUAUACUGCAGAUGAUGCAUUUACAUUUAUUGUGAUCACAGAAUAUUAGAGGAACAGUUGUUAAGGCGUAUCUUUGAAUAAUUGCCGUAGUAAAGACACAAAGGAAGUGUCUCAUACUAUCUGCAUUCCUACCCUAUGACACCUAAACAGUGAAUGCUUUAUUAUUACUUUUUUUUUAAUAUUCAUACACUGAUCCAGGAGCGGUUUCCAACUAAUCGCCUUAGAAAACUAACUUAUCCAGUCCGACAGAAAGCACGCAUUGGUUCAAUUCAUGUUUCAUCGCACCUGCUUGUCUUUAAAAUAUUGAUGAAUCAUGCUUCUUUUUACGCAGACUGUGCUAUUGAGUUGGCUGUUUUCUUGCGAGGUUUUGACAGCAUAACAGGCAAGCCUGAUGUAUUUCGGUCAUAGUCACUUAUAUGCGCAGGCCUGAUCAAGAGAUUUUAGGUAUUUUCUCUAUCAUCGCAAUUUCAAGUAUUCAUUUAUUGCACAAUUUGGGAUUUGCAAUUUUACUACAGCUUCAUGUGUAAAUAAUAUAAAAGGGUAAACGUUUACAAUAAAGGCACAUUAGUUCAUGGUAAUCAAUGCCUUAAUUUGCAAUAUUUGUUAUGGUGAAAAAUGUUACCUAUAAAACACAAAUUUCAUUUAAAAUCGCCUAAUUUCAUGAGUUUACCAUUUGAGUUAAAGUAAUAUUUUUCCUUAUAACGUAUAACCUACAGUUAAACUCAAAUACAUGAUGUAUAAACAGAUGUCGUCAACGUGGCAUUAACGAUGAUGAAUAUGUUUUAAACAUAAGUUCAUGUUAAUUAAUGUAGUUAACUGAAGUUGAUUGAACCUUAUUGUGAAGUCUAAAACGAAAUUGCAUUUCAAAGCACCUGCUUUCUAUUAAUUUUCUUCAAUAAAGCGUGCAGUAUCAAAAUGCAUGUAUCGCAGGAUUCUCAUCAAAAUCACCUCGGCUGCCAAAAUAGUCAUUUAUUUACAAGGGAAAAGAUGUUUGCAAUAACUACAGUGCAUACGCUAAGUGCAGCACAGGAAGACGAGUAACACGUAAUAUUUACAGCACACACAAGAACAAUAAACAAGUGCAGCAGUUCAUUCAGUGCAUUAUUUCUCAACAUUCUUGCUCUUGGCGCUAUGCCUCUUCAUUUUGAUUGUUAGUAAGUUUACGCUUCAAUAAAAGGAGACAUUCUAUGUA
Messenger RNA from Puntigrus tetrazona (Sumatra barb), 1963 nucleotides. It is a transcript of the gene ebpl, whose product is annotated as EBP like. Lineage: Eukaryota; Metazoa; Chordata; Actinopteri; Cypriniformes; Cyprinidae. Gene Ontology annotation, cellular component: membrane; endoplasmic reticulum. Gene Ontology annotation, molecular function: cholestenol delta-isomerase activity. The record is from RefSeq and is a predicted model, not a curated record. Bases 29 to 685 code for a protein of 218 amino acids. The transcript has 4 exons. Gene Ontology annotation, biological process: sterol metabolic process.